This is a messenger RNA of Ilex paraguariensis (yerba mate), 624 nucleotides long. The record is from the annotation of a GenBank genome assembly. Lineage: Eukaryota; Viridiplantae; Streptophyta; Magnoliopsida; Aquifoliales; Aquifoliaceae.
AUGUAUUUCGAUCAGAUGUAUAGGGUAAAGGGCUUGCGUUGUUUUGCCCAGUUGCCCCUAACCACUCUGGAGGGAACCAAAUGGAGCAUAUCACCUUAUUCUAUGGCCAAGAAACAUCGAAACGGUGUCUCUGAUCCUGAAAAUAUUCCACUCCUAUCAUUGCAACCACAAAGAGGAAAUGCAGGCGAAACAUUGAGCUUUGCUAAAAGUGCGUUAUGGAUAUUUAAAUUGCCUCAUUGUUCAGAAUUAAGAGUCCUUGGGCCAAAACCAUAUGCAGUGACUGUAUCUCGUCAAUAUGGACAAGGUGUACAAGCUUGUCCAAACUUAAAUAGAGAUUUUCUGGUACAGCUCUGGGUUGCAGAUAAAAAAAUGAAAAGGUCCAGAGGAAGAAGACGACGAAAAAUUGUUAACUAUGCAAAUCAUGGAGAAGCAGUUUUUGGUAAUCAGCCUUCUUUCCAGGAUUCUUUGGGAAGAUGGUUUUCAGCCACGUCUGUUACGGGUAAAGAAUCUUAUGGUCAGGUGAAGCAAGUUCUGAAGCAACCACCUCCUAGUCAAGCAGUCACUGGUAUUCUGGAACCAGCAUCUAUGGAGGAGGUGAAGUUGGGCCUGCCUUUAUUUUCUUAA